Molecule: messenger RNA, 1641 nt
Organism: Rotaria sordida
Lineage: Eukaryota; Metazoa; Rotifera; Eurotatoria; Philodinida; Philodinidae
Source: the annotation of a GenBank genome assembly
AUGUUUGAUACUUGUUCAAUAUUCGACAAUGAUUGUUGUACAUGUUGUUUUAUGUUACCAUCAAUGCGAACAACAAAUAUGGAACGAGCUACACUUAAAAUUGAAAUUCCAUUUACUGAUCAUGCUCAUUGUAUUGGACGACAAGGAAAUCAAAUUCAAAGUAUCAUGUCAGCAACGGAUACACAUAUUCAUUUUCCUGAUGGAAAUCGUGAGCCAAAUGGUACUAAAUCGAAUCAGGUAUCAAUAACAGGAACAGUAUCAUCAAUUGAAGAAGCUCGAAAACGUAUAAGAGAAAUUUUACCAAUGUCAUUAAAAUUUCUUAUACCACCAACAGAAUUAAUUAAUAUUAUUAAUGAUGAUUAUCCAUUAUUUAAAAAUGUUCGUACACGUUUUGGUGUUAUUGUUUUACCACGUCCAUAUGCUAAAACUGGUGAUGUUUAUUGUAUUGUUCGUGGACUUAUUAAUCAACCAGGUUUAGCUGAAGCAACUGAAUAUUUAAUUCAAGCAUUUUAUGGUUUUGAAGCACCAUUAAUAAAAGUAACAUGUCAAACAGAAGUUAGUGAACAAUAUCAUGUUUAUUUACAAACUCGUCAACAAUCAAAAGAUAUGUGCAUAGCAGCUAUUGAACAGUAUACACAUACAACAAUACAAUUUCCAACAAUGAUUAAUUCAAAUUUAUCACAAGAUAAUACAAAUAAUUAUGGACGUCGAACAUCAGUUAUUAUAUCAGGAUCUCCAACACAAGUUUGUCAAGCACGAAAAUUAUUUGAUCUUUGUUUACCAGUUAUUCUAAAUUUUGAAAUACCCAUUGAUAAAGAACCGACUCGUGCUCAAACUGCUCAUAUUAAAGAUAAACUUAAUGUAACAACAACUGUUCGAACACGUAAAGAUAAAAUUGGCAAAUUAGUUACUGUUCAAUCACAAGAAUAUAAUUGUGAUCAAUUAUUUCGAGCUCGUGCUAUUAUUCUUGGUUUAUCAGAAUCAACUAAUAAUCAUAUUUUACCAAUUAAUACAAAUGCAUUAUUUGAUCUGAAUCAAACAUCAACAUUUUUAUCUGAUCUCUCUUGUGAGCUUCCAACUGCAUCGUCAUCAUUAUUUCUUACUUCAUCUUCAGCAGCGACGACGACAACAAAUCAUAUGACCGAUAGUAUAUUAAUUCCAAUUGAACCUUGUUAUAUACCACCAACACAACAAAUUGAUACUGUGCUUGUACCAAUAGUGGAAACAAGUACAGCUAAGAAACCAUCACCAAUUGGUCAUGAACGUUCAUCAUCACGAAAUCUUGAUCAAGAAAGUAUCAUUUGGCCAACCAAUAAUGAUCGAAUUCCAUCACUUUUUGUUUUUGAUUCAUCGACACAACAAACAUUAAAACCGACUGAUAUUAAUAAUUUAGAAUCAAUUGACAAUACUUUGGCUUUUCCAAUACAAGAUAAUUGUUCGACAAAAUUAUUGACAUUACUUCGUUCACUUAAUUUAGAAAAAUAUUGGUCAACAUUUGAACGUAAUGAGAUUGACUAUUGCACAUUUCUUUCUAUGACGGAUCAUGAUUUGACUCAAAUUGGUAUUGAAGCUUUUGGAGCUCGUCGUCGUAUGCAACAAGCUAUUGCAGACCAUGCUUUGGCCAAUAUCAAUCGAUAUUAA